AUGGAGGAGGAUAUGGAUGGACAGGGGACUAACCAGUUCUCCAGCCCAGACCUCUACAUGCAGUCUGGUUGUCCUGAAGAUGGGGACAUGGGUUGGGUGACCUGGGCUUGGUCUUUUGUUCCAGCCAUCGUAGGCACAGAGGAGGAAAUGGAGGAAGGCCUCUUCCAGCAGAGAGAGACAGAAGGCAUCUCCAACAAUCCACAACAACGCACACCCAAAGACCCCAUUGUGUCCAUAGGCUUCUACUGCACCAAAGCUUCUGUUACCUUUAAGCUGACAGAGACCCAGUCAGAGAGCAGCUACUACAGCCCUCAGAAAGUCAAGUCCAGAGAGGUCCUGUGUGUGGAACAGGAGGGGAUCACUAUUGAGGUGCUGAUGAUGGGGGAGCCCUUCUUUGAUUGUCAAAUAGGCUUUGUGGGGUGCCGGGCAUUCUGCCUGAAAGGCAUCAUGGGAAUACGAGAUUUUGAAGAAAACAUGAACCGACUUGAAGAGGAUGCAGUGUUCAUCAGCUGUGGGGACAGCCUAAGCAGUAAAGGAAUGACCUACCUCACCAAUUCCCUGUUUGACUACCGCAGUCCCGAGAACAACUCUGUCAGGGCUGAGUUCAUCCUGGAGACUGCUAAUCACAAGGAGACCUAUACGGAGAUAGCAGGCAUUCAACGCUUUGGUGCAUUCUACAUGGAUUACCUCUACACAAUGGAGAACAGCAGCAGCAAAGAGCCUCAGGACUUCUCUGUGGUGAGUUUGGAGGAGGUAGUACCUGCCGUUCAAGAGACAUCAAUCAAGAGGCUUGUGGUGGGAGCUUUGGAAGUCAGACUGCACAGCAGUGCCGUCCACCGCAUCCUCAAGAUGGUCACCUGUGCCAUGGAGCACGAGUAUGAACCCUACUGCAAACCACAGCCAGAAAUGGUUGAAGAGGGCCAUGGUGCAGCUACUCCAGAAGAGAUAUCAAGCUUAGAGGAAUUCAUCCCAACCAGACUCACAUUACUCACUCUCCUCUCAGUUUCCGUGACUGUCUCCAUGGCAGAGUUCAACCUCCUUCACACACUCAUGCCUGUGAUCAUGGGAUGCAAGGUUGCACCGGUGCUAGUUAACGUGCCAGUGUUUCAGCCGGUGCGCCCUCUACCUGCUGUACAGUUCCAGGUGGAAAGGGUGAAUGUUGAACACACAGUGCCCAUGUAUGCUCCAGAGCUGGUCAGCACAGUGAGCAGCCUCAGCCAGCAUUCUGACAACCUGCUGCAUCACUGCUAUGCACACCUCUACCUCAAGCCAGAAGUUGUCAAGUCAAACACAUGGCCACAGUCGUAA
Messenger RNA from Notothenia coriiceps (black rockcod), 1308 nucleotides. Its product is annotated as vacuolar protein sorting-associated protein 13B-like. The transcript has 9 exons. Lineage: Eukaryota; Metazoa; Chordata; Actinopteri; Perciformes; Nototheniidae. The coding region runs from base 1 to 1308 and encodes 435 amino acids. The record is from RefSeq and is a predicted model, not a curated record.